AUGGCUGUUGCCAUCAAUGUAGAGCUGUUUGCCUGCCGAGCUCCGACGCGGCCGCGCUCCUCUCUCUCCGCAGACAUCUCCGUAAGCUUGCUGUCCCUGGUGGUCACGGCCUGCGGGCUGGCUCUGUUCGGCGUGUCCCUGUUCGUGUCCUGGAAGCUGUGCUGGAUCCCGUGGCGGGAGCGGGGCCUGCCCUUCGGGAACAAGGACGGCAAGCAGGAGCCGCUGCAGUACGCGGAGGCGGAGGCUGAUGGCCGUGAGUACAGCCAGGAUUUCCUGGGGCAGCCCGCCGCCUUCCCCGAGGCCUCCAUGAAGAUCAGCCACACCUCGCCGGACCUCCCGCUGGACACCCAGGCUGGGGCCGGGGAGAACUGCCUGCCCAAUGUGCGCAUGCAGCGCCAGGUCACCGAGCCCACCUCGUCUGCACGGCACAACUCACUGCGGAGACAGCUCAACCUGUCCAACCCUGACUUCAACAUCCAGCAGGUGCAGAAGCAGGAGCAGCUGACGGGCAUCGGCCGCAUCAAGCCCGAGCUGUACAAGCAGAGAUCGCUGGACACGGACGACGGCCGCAGGAGCAACAGCAAAGCCUGUGGGAAGCUCAACUUCAUCCUCAAGUACGACUGUGACUUGGAGCAGCUGAUUGUGAAGAUCCACAAGGCCGUCAACCUGCCAGCAAAGGACUUCUCUGGGACUUCAGAUCCCUACGUGAAGAUCUAUCUGCUCCCCGACAGGAAAACAAAACACCAGACUAAAGUGCACAGAAAGACCCUAAAUCCAGUGUUUGAUGAGGUUUUUUUAUUUACUGUGCCGUACAAUGAUCUCAACACAAGGAAACUCCAUUUCUCUGUGUAUGACUUUGACAGGUUCUCCAGGCACGACUUGAUUGGCCAAGUGGUAGUGGAUAAUUUUUUAGAUUUGGCAGAUUUUCCCAGGGAAUGUAAUAUUUGGAAGGAUAUUGAAUAUGUCACCAAUGAUAACGUGGAUCUUGGUGACCUUAUGUUUUCGCUCUGCUACCUUCCAACAGCUGGUAGACUAACUAUUACAAUAAUAAAGGCAAGAAAUUUAAAGGCAAUGGAUAUCACAGGAGCAUCAGAUCCCUACGUGAAGGUUUCUUUAAUGUGUGAAGGAAGGCGGCUAAAGAAAAGGAAAACUUCCACCAAGAGGAACACCCUAAAUCCUGUUUACAAUGAAGCCAUAGUCUUUGAUGUCCCUCCAGAAAACAUUGACCAAAUUAACCUGUCCAUAGCUGUUAUGGAUUAUGACCGUGUAGGUCACAAUGAGGUCAUUGGAGUUUGUCAAGUAGGCAACGAUGCAGAGAGUCUAGGUCGAGACCACUGGAACGAAAUGCUCUCGUACCCUCGGAAGCCCAUCGCUCACUGGCAUCCUCUUGUGGAGGGCCCUAUUCAGCAGGAAUGUUAUGCAGGUCUUCUGCGCUUGGAUGGCUGCCGAAGAGGCUUCCUCACCCUUUUAACCUAUUCAGCAGAAAUUUGGCAUUCCUGUUGAACUCUUUCUUAGCCAUAUCCUCAGGGGCUAUUCCACAGAGUCCAGUGGGGAAUCAAGUGGGGGAGGGUGUCCAGCGCAUCCAGGCUGUGCAGAGAAAUAUAUACACAGCAUAUCAUUUUGGUUCC
Ficedula albicollis (Collared flycatcher) is the source of this 1628-nucleotide messenger RNA. It is a transcript of the gene SYT9, whose product is annotated as synaptotagmin 9. Lineage: Eukaryota; Metazoa; Chordata; Aves; Passeriformes; Muscicapidae. The record is from RefSeq and is a predicted model, not a curated record. Gene Ontology annotation, biological process: calcium-ion regulated exocytosis; regulation of dopamine secretion; regulation of calcium ion-dependent exocytosis. Bases 1 to 1503 code for a protein of 500 amino acids. Gene Ontology annotation, molecular function: SNARE binding; calcium-dependent phospholipid binding; calcium ion binding. Gene Ontology annotation, cellular component: dense core granule; membrane. The transcript has 7 exons.